UCCGGUCAGCGAGGCCUCUUCCUCCGCGGGGUUGCCGGGUCUCCUACCGCUGGCCCUCGGGUCUUCCUGGAGCGUCGCCGAGACCUCAGUGCGUCUCUCCGGAAGCCCGCGCUCGCUCCUCGUCGCUGAGGCUCGCGAGCCGGUAGGGGCUGGGUCUGCCGCGCGCGUCAAGGCCCCCGCAGCUCCGUUGAGGCCGCCGCGCUGCCGGGAUGCCGCGGCCGGGGUCGGCGCCGCGCUGGGCGGCCGCCGCGGGCCGUUGGGGUUGCAGGCUGCUUGCUCUCCUGCUGCUCCUGCCGGGUCCGAGCGGCGGCUCCGAGAUCACCUUCGAGCUGCCGGAUAAUGCCAAGCAGUGCUUUUACGAGGACAUCACUCAGGGCACCAAGUGCACCCUGGAGUUCCAGGUGAUUACUGGUGGUCACUAUGAUGUCGAUUGUCGAUUGGAAGACCCUGAUGGUAAAGUGUUAUACAAGGAGAUGAAGAAACAGUAUGAUAGUUUCACCUUCACAGCCUCCAAAAAUGGGACGUACAAAUUUUGCUUCAGCAAUGAGUUUUCUACUUUCACACACAAAACAGUGUAUUUCGAUUUCCAAGUUGGAGAAGACCCACCUUUGUUUCCCAGUGAGAACCGAGUCAGUGCUCUUACCCAGAUGGAAUCUGCCUGCGUUUCCAUUCAUGAAGCUCUCAAGUCCGUCAUUGACUAUCAGACACAUUUCCGGCUACGGGAAGCUCAAGGCCGGAGCCGAGCAGAGGAUCUGAAUACAAGAGUGGCCUAUUGGUCGGUGGGAGAAGCCCUCAUCCUUCUGGUGGUUAGCAUAGGGCAGGUGUUUCUUCUGAAGAGUUUCUUCUCAGAUAAGAGAACCACCACAACUCGUGUUGGAUCGUAACUACACUUUGAGAUGCACCAUUGCCACCAUAAUAUUACUAUCCUCAGUUUUAGGUACUGAAGAACUUAACAUUGGCAACAUUCUCAGACCCUACUCAUAAUUGUUGGGAAAGAAGUACAGUGCAUAUCCCCAUGGGGAGAGGACACCUUUUUUAUUUGUAAAGGUGGAAAAUUUUGGACUUUAAUGCAGCUGUUCAUAUGAAAUAUAUAACACCAAUGAUCUACUUUUUCUUUGUUUAUAUCUACUCUUCAUACACUAAACUUUGGUAUUCUGAUUCCUUUUAACCAUUUAAAAGUACUCUUCAUAAUAGGUAGUUGAUACUUUAAAAAAAAAUCUUAGGUUUAUUGUCUGUGUGUAUUACAGAGGAAGAAAACUGCCUUUUAAUUGUUUAUAGUGAAUAAAGUUGUGUUUUUAAGAAAACCAAAUGUGAUUAACUGUAGCCAAGCCCUAUUCUGCACUGCUUAAUUUUACGGGGGAAACUAAUCUACCAUAGAACUUUUAGUUAAUAGUGAUACAAUUUUCAUUGCUAUAUCAUGAUAUAAUUUAUUUCUUGCUAGUUUGAAAAAUGUACAGGUUUUUUUUUUCCCAUUCUAUGAUUUAUAACUAGCUAUGUUAUCUGUUUAGAAAUGUUACCACCACAUAGACAAUAGUAUAAUAGACUUAAAAACCAGACUGUUGUAACUGUUAGGAACAAGAAUAAUAUGAGACGCUACGGUAUGGUAAGUGAAAUAGAAACAUUUUUAGUGGUUGUCUGUCAUUGCAUUCCCAGGGCUUUUAUAAAGAAGAGAGGACCUGAGUUGUGUGAGCAUUCUGGUGAACUAGUUCUUGGUCAAGUCUUUGCCAGUAUAGGUCAGCAGUUGUGAGCUCAUGUCACAUAAGUGCCAUAUGUCUUAUCCUCACGGUGUGACGCACUGAGAAGUUAAUUUUUAUCUCUCUUCAUUUUGUCUUGUUUCUGGAGUCUCUAAUUAGCAGCUCUACAAUUAAACAUUUAGAAUGCUGUGAGUGUUUGCUAUUUAAAGAUGUUUAGGAUUGGUUUGUACUGUUUAUGUCUGUACCUUGUGUGGAUUAAGCUGAUUGAAAUGAGAUUUUGAUCCAAGUAUUCAGAAUACAUAAUGAUGGGAAAUUGUAUAGGUAAGAAGGCUUUUUUGCUUUUUUAAAAAUUAAAAAACCUAGCAGUUACUUUUCAGCCAUGCUUUUCUUCCACAGGUAACGGGAGCUAAAUGAGUCUGCUGUUGUAGAGACUUUAACAUACGACACCACAGGAUAAUGACUGACUAGCAGUUCUAGUCACUUAACCAUUACUGACUAGACGUUAACUAAGCCAUCUUAAAAUGUGCCCAAGUGCAGGCACGCACACAUUCUGCAUGAAAGAGCAAAAUGAAUUCAAGUUGUCUUGCUCACUAAUUUCAGAUGUCUCAGUGUAGGAAUAAACAUGUUUUCAACCUUUUAGGAUUCAUGAAGACCAGAUCAUGGCUCCUUAGACAUUUACAGAGUAAGAAGAGAGAAGUUUAAGAUUUUGCAAACUUACGCGUUUGAGUUCUUGUAUUGAAGUCCUAUGGCUUUUGUAAAUGUUCCAUCUACUUAGUCGUGAAUGUUUUAAGCACCAAUGUUAAUGUGAUUGCUAAGCACAGGCGCAUGUAAAAUUCCAUGUCUGCUUGCCAGUGGACUCUGGACACUUACACUGUAAUUAAAUGGAGUCAGGUAUAGAUUUUGCUAGGUUUGGCAUACAUGAUGCCCGCAUUUAAUCUGUGCCUCUCAAAACGUCCUGAUAGUAAACUAUUAAUAUAAAUCAUUUUUAAUGAGAUUAUUGAGUCAGACUUGAAAUCACCAGUUACCCAGUGUCAGAAAUAGUAUGAAUUUAGUUUCAUCUCUCGGUAGCUGGCUAAAUUUUGACAGCUGUCUGUUCAACUGGUAUGAUUAUAUAAGAAAAUAGAUACCCACACAUAAAUGCUAUAUGAUGUUUUUCUUCCUCCUAUGACAUAACUCAUAGCUUGUCUUUUUUUCUGUAAUUCUUCCAUAAGUUGUUUCAGGAGUUUGAAUUUCCCAAAUAUUUUUGUUUGGUCAUGACUCAGUACAUAUUUGAAUAUCAUAAUUGUAUAUAUUUUUAAAGUAGAAUAAAUAAUGGAAAGCAACUUAAUACAUGAGUUUAUACUGAAGUUUCAACUGAGUAAAGAUAUGUUUUACAAUAUUGCUUUGCUAAUAAUCUAAACAGUCUUUUAAAAAACAGUUUGUGGCAUACAACUUUUCCUCUGAGCAUAAUAAUCACCUUUGAAAAUACAGUGGACUGAAAAGCAAUUUCUUGAAAGGUUUCAUUUAUAUCUCUGAACUAUUCAUUUUUUUGUUUCAAUUUCUAAAUGUAAGAUUUAUGUUUAAAUAGGAUAAAGCUGACUGUUCACUUUUGUUUUCAAAAAUUAGACAAAUUAAUAUAUAAAUUCAAAGGUUUUUUGUUUACUUUGAAAAAGAAUUUUCUCUGAAUUAAAGAUGGUUCCACAGGAUUACACCAAUCAGUUCCAUGUAAAAUAAAAAGGAAAAAAAAAAUUCAGCAAA
Molecule: messenger RNA, 3431 nt
Organism: Mastomys coucha (southern multimammate mouse)
Lineage: Eukaryota; Metazoa; Chordata; Mammalia; Rodentia; Muridae
Gene: Tmed7
Product: transmembrane p24 trafficking protein 7
Exons: 3
Coding region: 210-884 (224 amino acids)
Biological process (GO): intracellular protein transport; endoplasmic reticulum to Golgi vesicle-mediated transport; Golgi organization
Cellular component (GO): COPII-coated ER to Golgi transport vesicle; endoplasmic reticulum; endoplasmic reticulum-Golgi intermediate compartment
Source: RefSeq, a predicted model, not a curated record